This is a messenger RNA of Anopheles cruzii, 3729 nucleotides long. RefSeq lists its product as uncharacterized. Bases 1 to 3729 code for a protein of 1242 amino acids. The transcript is spliced from 12 exons. The record is from RefSeq and is a predicted model, not a curated record. NCBI's taxonomy places the organism in Eukaryota, Metazoa, Arthropoda, Insecta, Diptera, Culicidae.
AUGGACGAGAAUGCGCUGAUCGCCCGGGCGAAGGAGGAGCGGGAGAAAAUUUUCCUACGCUACGAAAAGGGCCGGGAAGGAGGCGCCGAGAUUGACCCGUGGGAGGACCCACAGUUCGAGGUCUACCAUCAGACCGAUAGGUAUGGAUUCAUACACGACAAACGCCUACCACGAAAGCGCGAUCCGCACGAAGCCAAAGCGACGGAGAUCGAAAUGGAGCGUGUAAAGAAGUGGCUGAAGAUGCUGGGCAAAUCCCCAAUAGACACCCUACCGCCCACCAAACCCAUCAAACGGGCCCUCCAGUGGGAGGAUCGUGCGGUACAGGUGAAGGUACGGAAGCGGGUCUACAAGGGCAUCCCGGAGAAGGUCCGCCGGCAGGUGUGGUGCAAGCUGCUCAACCUUAAGGAGGUUAUGGCCGGUAACCAGGAUAAGUACCGUGAGAUGCUACUGUUGGCCCGCCAGUGGAGCACCGAGGCCCGGCAGAUUGAUUCGGACGUCAAUCGGCAGUUUCGCGAGCACAUCGACUACCGGGAGCGUUACAGUGCGAAGCAGAAAAGCCUCUUCAACGUGCUGGUCGCAUACAGCAUGUACAAUUCCGAGGUUGGCUACUGCCAGGGCAUGUCGGGAUUGGCCGGAGUGUUGCUGAUGUACAUGGAGGAGGAGGAAGCAUUUUGGGCGCUCAGUGUCCUGCUGGCCGAUAAGAAGUUUGCAAUGCAUGGACUGUUCAUUGAAGGCUUCCCCAAGUUGACCCGCUUUCUAGCGCAUCACGAUAAAAUAAUAACCAAAUUCAUACCAAAGCUAAAGAAACACUUCGAUCAGUACAAUCUCGACUCGAUCCUGUACUCGUUGAAGUGGUUCUUCGUAGUUUUCAUCGAACGGAUACCGUUCAGCUUAUGUUUGCGCGUUUGGGAUGUGUAUCUGCUCGAUGGCGAAAAGGUGGUCACUGCCAUGGCCUACAAUAUACUGCGCUUGCAUAAGAAUCGCAUUCUCAAGCUCAAAGAUAUGGACCUCAUACUGCAAUACAUUCAGACCAAACUGUACGAGGAUUUCGGGUACGAUGACGAUUUUGUGCUCAAAAAUCUCGAACAGUGCAUGGAAGAGUUGCGGAAGGCCGGUCUGGAGCUACCGCCACCGGCCAGCGAAAUAGAGCUGCCGAAGAAACCGUUCGGCGUGUUCGUGGAACCGACUACCGAGGCCAAGAUCGGUCGACGGAAGCAAGAGUUCACCGAAACGGAAAAAGAUGUUACGGAAGCGGUUAAACUUAAGCGUGAAAUUACGGAACAGGAAAUUGCCACCCUCAGCCAAGUUGCAACAACAUCCGGUGGUUCCAGCCAACAUCUUAAUACUGUGCACAUUCCAGAGUCGGAGGAUGGCGGUUCGCUGCUGGGCAGUUCCCGUAAAUCGCUUGCCGACACCUCGGUCACGUCGACCGCCGAUCUGAGUGUCCUGUCCGGUGGCCAAAGUCAGCGAUCGCACCAGGCGUUCGAUUUCUACGUCGAAGAUCAGAAAGUGAUCCCCAGCGAGGACGAAGGUGACGGUGGCGAAAGCAGUCCGGUAUCAAAGCGAACUCAGUCUUCGGCAUCCGCGAAGAUGCGCGGCGAGGCCCCCGUUGGCCGUUCCUCCACCGCCGCCUCCACGAAGAGGCAAACGAAGCUUAGAAGUGCCGCUUCUGCCAUCGGUUCCACAAGCGUCGUAGAGCGUAGCCCGUCAACGCUGCAACUAAUGACACCGCGGGCCAUGUCACCGCAUGAUGUCGUGCGAAUCUACGUGCCUCCGGCACCACCGGAAGAGCAGCAAAUGGCAGCCGCAAUCGCCAACGGUCGGCCGACGAUCGAUCGACGGAACGGUGAACGUGGCACGGCGUCGAACCAACAGCACGCCCGACGACCCGAUCGAUCGUCAAACGGCGAUGGCCCAUUCGAAGGGACGGUUAACGACGACGACGACGACGAUGACGAAGGUGAAUCUCAAACAAGGCGCAACAGUGAAAUUGAUCUGUACCUGCAGCAGCAAUCGGCUCCCAUGACCGGGGGACCAUCGGCACACGCUAGUGGACGGUACUGCAGCGAGUACCCUAGCGGCGACUUCCAAGGCUUACCGGCGGCGGCGGCAUCAUCAGUCACGUCGUCGACGCAGCAUUACGCCUCGAACGGUCGCUCCAGUUCGUCGUCCCGGCGGGGUAGCAUGUCGCGUAAAUCGCCCGCUCCGAUGCUGGACAGCGAGUUCAUCAUCGAGUGUAGUCACGUGAAGAACCGUAAGUACGUUCCGGACCAUCACAGCAGCCAAAACAGUCUGGUGCUGGGUGGAGCAGCAGCAGUACCGGGCGGAAGUCGGAAUGGCUCGGAGAGCAACAUCCACCGGAUGACGUCGUUCGAAGAGUUGGCCAAAGCAAAGCUACAGCAGCAUCUGUCGGGCAGCGGCAGCAGCAACAGCCUGCUGCGAAUCACUUCCGAUGAGCACUUCCAGCGAAGAACGGCGAAGUUGAUCACCGGUGCCGGCGGUAUGUCAUCGAUGAGCCGGAUGGCGCGGAGCGAAAUGUACGAUUCUAUCGACCGCGGUCAGCAACGGGGUGACGAACGACGCGAGCUGCAUGCCGGAGUCGACGGUUCGAUUCCGUCUCGCAUAAGCUCCCGGGGACACAAGAGUGACUAUAACAUCCAGUACCGUAACCUGUCGCCCCAGUUGGGUCCGGCUUCACCGUUCAGCGACGGUGGCACGGGCGACGGUGCAACGACGGAGUGGAGCAGCGGAGGAGGUGUCGAGUAUCGGGCAUUCAAGGGCUCGUCCCGACAGAACAGUGGUAACGAUGAUAGUUCACCGUUCGAUUACGACCCCCUCUUAGAUUGUGGUGUUCCUUCGAAGCGCUACAAUCGGUUCUUCAAUAACGACGAAGAAGAUGAGGAAGAGGACGAAGAGAGGCCCGCAGUAGCGCUGGACGAAACCAACGGGGGACGAAAUGCCGGACCGCACCGUGCCCGUGAACGGCGAGACGACGAAGAUAAACUGUUGGGCAAAUCGUCGGAUGAUUCAUCGACGAGCCCACCGCCAAAUGGAAGCUUCCGUCCUUCGCAGUUACCGCAGUAUAACCGCAGUACACCCGGCAGCCAGGCGGGUACCGGCAGUCAGGGACGGCAGCAGCGUCCGCGACAGCGUCAACCGCAACAGAACGGAAGCAACACACCGACGAGUGAAACGGUUCCGCUCCUCCCGGCCUCCCCAACGGAUGGGUCGGCGUCCCCUGGGAGUACCUUUUCCUCACGCCGAAUGCACCCUUCCACUGGUUCUUCCAUUCCCAUGGCCGCUUCCUCGUCCAUUCCCGUUAGCAGCGCAAAGCGCAAGCAAUCGACCGACAGUUCGUCGAGCCACCGCCGGCGAGGUUCGAACGCAUCGGGCAAACAUUCGCAGCAAGCAGCCAUCGCGUCUCCACCACCACCACCGUCCGUUGUCAACCAGUCCCGCAUUCCGGUCGGUAUGAAAUCGCCCACUUCCCCGCCCGGCUCGUUGCAAGGCGUGUCCCCAACCACCGAUAGCCGGUUGCCGCACUACCAAUACGGCGGUCCUACGUCGCCAGAGGAACUGCGUUCGCCCACGUUGGGCUCGUUUUCGUCCGGCACGGGAAGCGCGUACUCGUCGCGGCUCGGAUCGUCCCGCUCGGCGCACCAGAUACAGUCCGAUGCGAACAAAAUACGUAUACAAAUCAAUCCCUCCCAAUCGUACACGACGGGCUAA